Molecule: messenger RNA, 917 nt
Organism: Microtus ochrogaster (prairie vole)
Lineage: Eukaryota; Metazoa; Chordata; Mammalia; Rodentia; Cricetidae
Gene: Sars2
Product: seryl-tRNA synthetase 2, mitochondrial
Exons: 7
Coding region: 76-849 (257 amino acids)
Biological process (GO): seryl-tRNA aminoacylation
Molecular function (GO): ATP binding; serine-tRNA ligase activity
Source: RefSeq, a predicted model, not a curated record
GAAGCUUGGGCGGGAAAUCUCUUUCCACGUCUGAUUGGCUCGUCCCGGUGAGUGACUCCUGGUUCCCAAUCCAAGAUGGCGGCAUCCAUGGCACGGUUCUUGCGGCCUUUACUGGCUCGCCAGGGCCUCCGGUCCCGAGGACGCUACGUGUGUAACCAGAACCCAAGGAGAAGCUUCGCUACACAGAAACGAGUUCGGAACCUCCUGUACGAACACGCACGUGAGGGCUACAGCCAGCUUCCUCACUUGGACAUGGAGUCACUGUGCGCAUGCCCAGAAGCAACCGCGCGUGCCCUGGAACUCCGCAAGGGGGAGCUGCGGCCGGCCGACCUGCCUGCGAUUAUCUCCACGUGGCAGGAGUUAAGGCAGCUGCGGGAGCAGAUCCAGAGCCUGGAGGCAGAGAAGGAGGCUGUGGCGAAGGCAGUGCGAGCCCUGCUGGCAAACCAAGACAAUGAGCAAGUGCAGAAGGACCCUCAAUAUCAGGGCCUCCGGGCCCAUGGCCGGGAGAUCCGGAAGCAGCUCACACCGCUGUACCCCAGAGAGACCCAGCUGGAGGAGCAGUUCUAUCUGCAGGCACUGAGGCUGCCCAACCAGACCCACCCAGACACGCCUGUUGGGGAUGAGAGCCAGGCUAGAGUGCUCCGCGUGGUGGGAGACAAGCCAGUUUUCUCCUUCCGACCCCGAGGCCACCUGGAAAUUGGCGAGAAACUCGACAUUAUCCGGCAGAAGCGCCUGUCUCACGUGUCUGGCCACCGGUCCUAUUACCUGCGCGGAGCUGGGGCCCUCUUACAGCAUGGCCUGGUCAACUUUACCCUCAGCAAGCUUAUCAGCAGGGUAUGGCCUACCUGAGGACUGCCUGGACAGGGUGCCAUUGGUACCAAGCUUAGAGGGAUUAAGGAUGUUCAAGGGGGCUAGGA